Molecule: messenger RNA, 906 nt
Organism: Caenorhabditis elegans
Lineage: Eukaryota; Metazoa; Nematoda; Chromadorea; Rhabditida; Rhabditidae
Gene: fbxb-62
Product: F-box domain-containing protein
Exons: 3
Coding region: 29-847 (272 amino acids)
Source: RefSeq, marked reviewed
AUUCAUUACGACCUCUUCUUCCACCUUAAUGACUACUACCACCUCCUUCCCAAUUCUCCAUCUCCCUGCAAAGUCUCUGAAACGUGCAAUUUGCAAUCUGACUACAGAGGAAAUAAUCAAGUUCUCUCUGGUAUCGAAAUCUACAAAACAAGCUGCUGAAUCGUUGAACCUCCAAAAACACAUUUAUGCAAUUUACAUUGACGAAAUGGUUCGUAUAAAUGUGGGGUGUAAAUUAAUCAAAUGGAACCCAUUGGAAGUCGACUUGAGAACUCUUAUAGAUAUUAUUCAAUAUGUAUUUCACACAAAUGAAGUCUGUCAUUUGAUUAUUAGAAACGACAAUAACGACUGGAAAUCCAUACAUAUAGCUCUUGACGUCUUGACCUGCUCUAGGACAUCUCUGGAAUUCCAGUCUCAGAAUAUAUGGCUCCAGAGAAUUGUUAACCAGUUUUCCAGUUGUUUUCUUCAACUAGUUCUUUCGAAAUCCACUUGGUAUCAUCCGAUAUUAAGUGCACACCGACUUGAAUUGAGUCUUUUUUCUCCGUCUACAGAUUUUUCUUGUGUAAACUGUGAGCACUUAAAUAUAUGCUAUAAAAUGAGUUCACAGGCCUUCAACUUAUUUUUAAAGCAUUGGAUGAGAGGAGAGUACAAGUCUCUUAAAAGCCUAUCCAGUUUUGUGGAAGCUGAAGCGAGUGCGGAUGAGAUUUUCAAAGAUGUGGAGUACCAGGAGACAGAGAUUGCCAAAACUCCACUGCUCAUUAAAGUCAGAAGAGUCAUCUACCGAUUCGAUGGAACACGGGCGACUUGUGUUCUGAAAUAUGGAUAUGUAACCUUCGACGUUUUAGAGUGAUGUUUUUUUAAAGAUGUACUUGUAAUAUUUCUUCGAUGAAUAAAUUUGUUGCUAUUUUC